AUGUUCAGGGAUGAAGGAGAGAGGCGAGAGGAGUUUGCAAAUCCAGUGGGAACAAAAGGAAAAAAACUACCAGCAAAUGACAGCAAGGCUUGCCCAACUUCGCCAUCUUCUAAAAUUCAAGACUUUCUUCCCAAAGGAGAUCAGAAAGAAAAAAUAAAAGUGGAAAGUGUGGAAACCUUUGAAGGAGGCUUAGAUUUAUGUGAGCAGUACCCAGUUCGAACUAAAGAAGAGAAUACAUGCCAAGAGGACGAAAAACAUUACAAUAAUAUCCUUUCUAAACAUGGAAAAACCAAUGUGGGAAAUAAACCCUACAAAGAGACCAGGAAACCUUUCAGUCAGAGCAGUUCCCUUGCUCCAGAUGAAAAGAUCAAUUCAGGGGGGAAACCAUAUAAAUGUAUGGAAUGUGGAAAGAGUUUUGGCCAGCGUAGAUACCUUACUUCCCAUAAAAUAAUCCACACGGGGGAGAAACCAUUUAGGUGCAUAGAUUGUGGAAAGAGCUUUAACCAUAAGGCUAAUCUUAAUUCUCACAGAAUGAAUCACACAGGAGAGAAACCGUAUAAAUGUGGGGAGUGUGGAAAGAAUUUUACCCAUAACUUUCAACUUACAUCCCAUAAGAGGAUACACACCGGGGAGAAACCGUACAAAUGCGGGCAAUGCGGAAAGAGUUUCAACCAGCGCAGUAACCUUAAUUCUCAUAAAAAAAUCCACACCGAGGAAAAACCGCAUAAGUGCACGGAGUGUGGAAAGAGUUUUACCCAGAAGGGUAACCUUAAAUCCCACAAAAGGGUCCAUGUCGGGGAGAAACCUCAUAAAUGCAAGAAGUGUGGGAAGGCAUUCCAUUAAAAACGGGUCCCUUAACUCUACCCAGAAUGAUCCACACGGGAGAAGCCACGUAAAUGCUUGGAACGUGGAGAGAAAUUCUGCAAAAAUCCACGAAACCAUCAAUUCAGAGGUCCGGGGCUUCAGUAGUGUCCACUUCCAGGGACAAUAAUGGGCCCAAAGAGAUUUCCACCUGCCUACACUACCUUUGCCAUCAAGUGGCUGAAUCCAGGAACACAACCACAUUUUCAGAUGCUGUACCUGGUGCACCUGGAACUUUUAAAUAA
Messenger RNA from Protobothrops mucrosquamatus (brown spotted pit viper), 1106 nucleotides. RefSeq names its product gastrula zinc finger protein XlCGF7.1-like. Gene Ontology annotation, molecular function: RNA polymerase II cis-regulatory region sequence-specific DNA binding; DNA-binding transcription factor activity. The transcript has a single exon. The coding region runs from base 1 to 843 and encodes 280 amino acids. NCBI's taxonomy places the organism in Eukaryota, Metazoa, Chordata, Lepidosauria, Squamata, Viperidae. Gene Ontology annotation, biological process: regulation of transcription by RNA polymerase II. The record is from RefSeq and is a predicted model, not a curated record.